GCAGCGGCCCUUCUAGAGGACCAAGUCCCGGCAGAACGGUUUCUCCAAAACGACCCUUUCAUCAGCGCUGCUGGAGGUGUUUCUACGGCCUUACCACCUCCAUUAGGUGGAUCUUCUUCUGGCUUCAGUGGGGAUGAAGAAGCAGCCACGCCAUUGUUCAUCUUCGUUUUCCUAGCGUUUCUUUGUGGCUUCGGACUGGUCACUGGGCCAACGGUGAAGGGCCUCUUGCUGAACGUCAACGUGAGUCACAUGCGAGGCACUGUUUCUGGCCUAGUGACCCUCACAGACGACCUUGGCAAAGCCUUCGCUCCGAUCGUAGUCGCGCACUACAUGCAAGUGAUUGGGAAAAGCAAUGCGAUUGGGCGUGCACUGGAUUGCUUUCUCUUAUCGGCUGUGCUGAAUCUGCUCACUUACUUCACGAAAGCGGACGAUUUCAUCCACAGUGAAGACUACAUUCUCUACAGCAACAAUGGAGCAGAUGACGAGCUUGGUGGAGGAGACAUCCGAGUCUCAGGUGGAUCCGCAGACUUAGUUGAUGUUCCGGGAAGAGGAGAAUUCUUUGGGAGGAAAAGGGAUGCUGUUUUGGACUAA
Amoebophrya sp. A25 is the source of this 591-nucleotide messenger RNA. NCBI's taxonomy places the organism in Eukaryota, Dinophyceae, Syndiniales, Amoebophryaceae. The record is from the annotation of a GenBank genome assembly.